AGGGCGCUCGGCGAGCCCGUCUCUCCUCGAAUGAAAGGAAACAACCUCCGGCGACUGAGCCCCGCUUCCAGGCGCUGCUGGAGAACCGAGACCGACUUCUUUCUCUUUCCCCUCCCUGGCGCUUCGCUCCUGCCCUUCGCUUCUGGGUCCCGCCGCAUUUCUUGAGGCUUACAGUGGCAUUCUAAAGGCAAUUACAAAAUCAUGUCAAGCUCAGUUGAACAGAAAAAAGGGCCAACAAGACAGCGCAAGUGUGGCUUUUGUAAGUCAAAUAGAGACAAGGAAUGUGGACAGUUACUGAUAUCUGAAAACCAGAAGGUGGCAGCACACCAUAAGUGCAUGCUCUUUUCAUCUGCUUUGGUGUCAUCACACUCUGAUAACGAAAGUCUUGGUGGAUUUUCUAUUGAAGAUGUCCAAAAAGAAAUUAAAAGAGGCACAAAGCUGAUGUGUUCUUUGUGCCAUUGUCCUGGAGCAACAAUUGGUUGUGAUGUGAAAACAUGUCACAGGACAUACCACUACCACUGUGCAUUGCAUGAUAAAGCUCAAAUACGAGAGAAACCUUCACAAGGAAUUUACAUGGUUUAUUGCCGAAAACACAAGAAAACUGCACAUAACUCUGAAGCUGAUUUAGAAGACAGUUUUAAUGAACAUGAACUGGAGCCCUCAUCACCUAAAAGUAAAAAGAAAAGUCGCAAAGGAAGGCCACGAAAAACUAAUUUUAAAGGACUGUCGGAAGAUACCAGGUCCACAUCUUCCCAUGGAACAGAUGAAAUGGAAAGUAGUUCUUAUAGGGAUAGGUCUCCACACAGAAGCAGCCCUAGUGACACCAGACCUAAAUGUGGAUUUUGUCAUGUAGGGGAAGAAGAAAAUGAAGCAAGAGGAAAACUGCAUAUAUUUAAUGCUAAGAAAGCAGCUGCGCAUUAUAAGUGCAUGUUAUUUUCUUCUGGUACAGUCCAGCUUACAACAACAUCAAGAGCAGAAUUUGGAGAUUUUGAUAUUAAGACUGUACUUCAGGAGAUUAAACGAGGAAAAAGAAUGAAAUGUACACUUUGCAGUCAGCCUGGUGCUACUAUUGGAUGUGAAAUAAAAGCCUGUGUUAAGACUUACCAUUACCACUGUGGAGUACAAGACAAAGCUAAAUACAUUGAAAAUAUGUCACGAGGAAUUUACAAACUAUAUUGUAAAAAUCAUAGUGGAAAUGAUGAGAGAGAUGAAGAAGAUGAGGAACGAGAGAGUAAAAGCCGGGGAAAAGUAGAAAUUGAUCAGCAGCAACUAACUCAACAGCAACUUAAUGGAAACUAGGUUCAUGGCACAGAGUUAGAAAACUGGGAAUGAAUAAGACAUCCAUAACUACUAUUCUUUUUUCACUGUUUUCUAAAAUCAAAAAGGGUUUGUAACUUUUUACUGCCCGACUCUUAGAUCCUUCAUUGAACUGCCUAAAAAACGUCUUCUUUGUUUUAUGAGCCUUCACUAGAUGGCAGAGUUUGACAUGUUGAUAUUAUAUAGCUGUAGUUUGCAAUUUCUGGAAAGCAAUUGAAACACUAUUAACCCUGUGUAUAGUGUCAACAGUUAAAGCAGACAUUGAAAUGAAGUAAGCUAUAUGCUGGACUGAACAAAGUUCUACUGUUUAGAGUGUCUGAGUUUGUUUAGUGGAUUCAUACUCAAGGGGGAAGCAUAAGCAAAUUUCACUUUACAGUGCAAAUAUGCCUCUGGAGGCAACACUUGGGAAUUUGUGAAAUUUUUUUUCCACAUUCAAGUAAUGGAGGCUAGAAAUGAAGAGAACCUUCUUUUGCUCUUGGCUUUGACAGCAUAUGCUAAAAAUCUCUUCCAAGAAGUGUGCUAAAGCUUUCAUUUGGUUCCUGUUAAAGUUGUUCUCACUGACCAGCAUCAACUCGGCACCUGGUGAUUAUAAGCUAUGAGCUCCAGUGCUUAUGCCAAAAUUCUCUUGACUGUAAACCUCUUCUCUUUUUAUGUCACACAAAGAGCUUCGUGCAAAAUGAUUGGAUCCUUCCAAGUUUAAACUAACUUUUGGCAACAGCAAAUUAAACCUCUUUAAGAUUUAAAGGGUUACCACUCACUGAGGACUUUAGCCACCAUGUCUGAAGCCCCAUCUUCUCAAGUGCCGUGCUGUGUGGAACACUUCACCUGUUGGCCCAAAGCAUGUAAGGAGGCCUCGUGCUCUAGGAGUCAGAAACCGUCUUCGCAUAAAACAGUAUUUAUUUUUAAUUUUGUGACCACUAUUUUAGAAACUUUAUUUAAUAUUUUUAAUGUUUUCAUUCAUUGCUUUGCUUAUCUAUUAAAUAGGCUUUUGUGCCCUACUUUCCUGCUGGUAGGGCUCAAAUCAAAAUUUGUUCUCAAAGGGUAAGAACCCAGCAUUUUAGAAAGGAUUUUCAGACUGGCAUUUCUAGCUAGUGAUAUUUUCUUCCACUUACCUGCUGAAGCACAUUUAUGUAUUUCUUAUUGGCAAAACCAAAAAACUUUAGUUGUGGUCUGCCUAAUGUUACCAUAGCACCUCAACAUUGAGGGUAGGGAUUCUGAUUCCUGAAUCAUUAGUUAGCCCUACCACAUUAAAGCAAAUUAGCAAACAAGAAAUAACAUGUCAACUUGACUGUACAUGGAGACUCUGCAGCUGAUGGAAACGCUUUGUUAAAACGUAACAGGUGGAAAAUUACACUGUGCUUAAUGACUGAUCAUUUUUAACUGCUAGUCCCUUAAGGUCACAUUUGUCAAGUGUGUAGUCACACAUGUACUUAAAUAAAGGGACUCAAUGAUUGCUUUAUUUUAACCAUCUUUUGUUAUUUUUAGAAGGAAACUAGCUUUAGUAGUGGGUUGCCCUGUAAGUUUUCUCCUUUUGCUCUAAAUAGGCCAUUGGGUUUCUUUGUGUGUAUGUGAUGGAUUUUCUAAAUUCACCAUGACUUGAAGUGCAGCGACAGAUCUAAAUGUUUGUUUACCAAGCUAUGUGACUUUUCCCAAAGGAUCUGUAUUUUAUUUCCUUAUAACAGCUUGAAACCCAUCAUUUUAACUCUUUGAAUCACUGUGUCUAGAUUAUUUUUACAUUGUGUGCCAUAAGAUUUACCCAUAGAACAAUAGAGCACCUUCAUUUUUGGACAACUACUGUAAUGAUGUUUUUAGGAAAAAUGGAAGGUGUCGGGGUAAAAGUGGCCAGUCAAUAAUCAUGUCAAGGACUUCAAAUACUAUUAACUGUCAGUUGAUAGAGUUAUCAUGUAAUAACUUGUAUGACUUCAUAUGGGUUUCUUCAACCCUUUUUCUGCCACUAGCAACCAGAAUAGCACUUUACCUUUUGGUUGGCUAGAUAAGUGGCUGGCUACCUAUUUUUCUCACUGUGGUGUGAUUGGCUAAACAGUCUUGCAUUAUAAAUGGAAAUGUAAAUUGAAGUCACAUGCAAUUUACCUUUGGUUGUAUACUUCCAAUAUUUUGAUUGUCUAUACAUGUUUUCAUCACAUGCUGAGUAAAAGUGCCUUACAAUGUAAAAAUUGUACAGUACUUAUGUUCCCAAGUAGCAUCAUCAUCUUCUGGGUAGUAAUUACAUUGUGGUAUGAAUAUUUAGAAAAAUGGACCUCAGCAGUGUACUUACUGUUCAUCUCUUAAGUCCCUAACUGUAGUUUUAAUAAGCAUGACAUCAUUUGAUAAGUAUAUAACAUUUACAUCAUUUCAAAAAAUACUGCCAUGACUGUCUUUUAUGCAUAUUUUAGCUUGAAAUUUUGAAGCGUCUUUUCUUUUUUUCCUUUUUUUUUCUUAUUUUCCCUUUUUUUGUUUUGUUUUUGUUAUUGAUAUUAAACAGUGUAAUCUUUGCAAGCGUAUAUUGAAGAUUAUUCUGGAGCAUUUAUUGCCUUACCAGAAUUGUUAGUAAGAAAUGUUCUUUAGCGUAGAAAGAUAGACUUGAGUUUCUAUACUUUAAUAAGAACUCUUUGUUCCUGGGUUAGGGGGGUGGGGGGGUGAUUUUACUUUUCAUCUCAAUUUAUUAAAAACCCACAACUGAAAUAAUUUUAUUUCAAAGAUCAGCAGUUUAGAAUUUCAGAUAGUACUUGCUCAGGAGUACAUGCUAUUCAAGAUAUUAAGAAAAUAACAAGCUAUGUAGAUCUACUGUUGAAUCAGAAUCUAUGUACUUGAACAAAUGUGUGAAUCUUAAGUAUCUCAAAGCAAAGGAAAAGUGUUCUAGAAUGUUGUUGCUUUUUUUUAAAAGCGCUAAAGUUAGACCAAUGUAUACAGUUUUGUUUUAACAGACAUUUAGGUUAAUUGUAAAGAUAAGGAAUGCAUUAUGGGUCAAAAUCAAACAUUCCUCUCAUGUUAUGUAUAUUUUGUUCCUGUUAUAUUGGCUUUAUUUUCAAAAUUGUAGUUUGUAGUAUUAGUUUCCUUUUAUUGAUAUCCUUGCAUAUACUAUUCAUUCAAUAAAUGACUUAUGACUUUCAU
Messenger RNA from Condylura cristata (star-nosed mole), 4428 nucleotides. It is a transcript of the gene PHF6, whose product is annotated as PHD finger protein 6. The transcript is spliced from 11 exons. Bases 202 to 1299 code for a protein of 365 amino acids. NCBI's taxonomy places the organism in Eukaryota, Metazoa, Chordata, Mammalia, Eulipotyphla, Talpidae. The record is from RefSeq and is a predicted model, not a curated record. Gene Ontology annotation, cellular component: nucleus.